Molecule: messenger RNA, 1075 nt
Organism: Lotus japonicus
Lineage: Eukaryota; Viridiplantae; Streptophyta; Magnoliopsida; Fabales; Fabaceae
Product: protein CHLOROPLAST VESICULATION-like
Exons: 2
Coding region: 143-643 (166 amino acids)
Source: RefSeq, a predicted model, not a curated record
UUUAUGCCUCCCCUAUGUAUGAAUUCACAAAUUCAUAUUACUUUGUAGUUCUAUUACACUGUAGUUGAGAUUUUCAAAGCUUUGCUUGCACAAUAUAUACCACAUCACUCACACGCAGCAAGAAGAUCGAGAGGGAUCAAACAUGAGAACCAGUUGCUUCCUCGGUCUUCACCCUCCACCAUCUUCAAAACAAGCUUCUCUCAUCCCCAUAAAGCCACCUCAAAUUUCACUGGCGAAAAACGAAGAUUACUGCUGGAGGAAGCAAUUCGUUGUGAUGGGAGUAGCAGCGUCGUACUGCACCAUAAUCGGCCUAGAAUUCUCCGAUCCGGCGGCAUCGUCAGCUCAUGAAUCCGUGACCCAAGAGGAGAUUAUCAUGAUCGCCGGUGAGGUUGAUGAUGAUGAAGAGGUGUUGACCAAUUCAUUGUCGGUUUCGGUUGGUCGUGGCAGUGCGAAAUGGAGCCAGAAAAGGGCGUGUCCUCCUUGGCGAGGCAACGCUUUGGAAACCAUCGUGCCGGAGAAUCUCCCGCGGCCGGCAGCGCGGCGGAGAUACGAGGCUGUUCGAUCAACCGCCAAGGUGGCGCCGCCGCUAGCUGAAGCCUUCAAAACUAAAUCCAACAGUACUGAUAGUUGCUUCUCCAUGUGAAACUGUAAUCAAUUACUCACUACUUGUAUAUAAUAAUUAUUGAUUAUCGAUUAUUAAUUAUAGGAAUGGUUCAAUUCCACUCUUAAAAAAAAUAUCUAUAACUAAUAAUUGCAUUUAACUCAGGGUAGCAGUAGUAGUAGUAGUACACGAUUGGAUUUAUGCUGGUUGAUGAUUGUAGUACAUGUAGUACAAAUUUCGAAUCCUUCAACUACUAAUUUUAUUGUACUACACCACUUUCUUUUUAUUUUUUUGGACAGAGACUGUUUUUUUAACUUUUAUUUGCUUUCAUAAACCCUCAAAUUUUAUUGGGCUUCAUCGAACUAGACUGGGUUUCAUUGCUGGGCUAUUCGGGCUUUGGCCCUUUUUGUUGUAUUCAUGUAAUAAAAGAAAAAGAAAAAUUUGCUUUGGUUUAUACAUUGAAUACUUAAAAUU